Messenger RNA from Botrytis fragariae, 375 nucleotides. RefSeq lists its product as uncharacterized. The transcript has 5 exons. Bases 1 to 375 code for a protein of 124 amino acids. The record is from RefSeq and is a predicted model, not a curated record. Lineage: Eukaryota; Fungi; Ascomycota; Leotiomycetes; Helotiales; Sclerotiniaceae.
AUGACUCUCGUUGAUAUAGAGUUGCCAAAUGCACCCAGCUUAGGGCUCUUAGGACUUUUAUUCCUGGUUGGUUAUGCACUAUACUUCACUAUCUAUGUGUUUUAUACCCGUUUUUAUCAUUUGAGGCAGUUUCCUGGCCCAUCUUCAGGAAUUGUGGCUGCUGAAGGCUAUGAGGUCGGAGCAAAGUACAGAAUGGGUUGCACCCAACGUUCUUAUAACGAGCGACCCAGAUACCUGGCGAAAAGUCCUUGGGAUUCGCUCGGAUUGCGAAUGAGGUUCAUGCGUACAAAUUUGAUCACCGAACGUGGUAGAAGCAAGCACAAUGCGCUACGAUACCAGAUGGCAAGUGGUUAUGGUGACAAGGACAUUGUGUGA